UUGAGAGCACGCAGUUAAAAUACUGUUUCUCUAACAUGAGUUUUUGUGAAUAAUCAAAAAACUGAAACACAUGAAUUGGUUGGUGAAUUCAAAAAUUUCAUUGUCAGAUUAGUUGCGAGAUUUAUAAUCUUAUUCGUGCUAAAACGAUUUCGUAUUGGUGUUUUUUUUUUUUUUAAUUUGGUGAUCAUUGAAAACCAUAUAAGUAGUCGAUAUUGCGAAGUGUGGUACUUCCCGAGUUUGUGAAAGUUUGUGAAAUAUAAAAAGUUGAAUCCACGUGUUUCUCCGAGUGAACUUUUUUCUCCAAUAUUUUUUUAAAUUGAAGAAAAUCAGACACCGCCGUGAUGGAUGGACAUUCUCCAGUGCGGCUAUCGGCAGUUUUACGAUGCGGGGAGUGACGAAGAAGAGGCUCUCGCUGAGGCGACGAGAGCUGUGGAGGAAACGGAUCUAGAGCGUCAAACCGCCCUCUACCAACCGCAGCAUGAGGAGGGGGUAGGGGAAGAGCCUAGGGCGAGCACCUCGGCAGCAUCGGCCGAACCGAUACCGCUGCAGCCCGCGUCUGAUGACGACGAGGCGUCGACUAUUCUCAACCCCUCCUUGAUGUUUAGCGACCGGUCUGAUAUACUGGCUGUGUACCGGCAAGCCAGAGCAAACGAUGACGACGGAGCGAUAGCGGGUCCAUCGUAUCACCACCAUCGUCAGCAGGAAGAUGACCUCGUACAGCCCGAGAAUCAGCUGGGGGUGUAUCCGAUGGAUGCUCAACAGGAGGAGGAGGAGGAGGAGGAGGGGGAGCGUCUAAACGAGGAGCGAUUAUAAGCUAGACGCUUCGCCCUAUGGUUUCAUGCGCUGAUGGAGUGUGAUUCAGAGAACCAGAGUUCGAGAGUGUUGACACUACAUGACCAGUUUUGAUGAAUAGAUAGAUAUUAUGUAUUUCAUUAGACGAUGAAUUUUCUUUUAUUUAUCCCAUACGUCGUAAUGUCAGACCUCUGUUUUUUAUACCAUCAAAAACUGACUGAUGGUAUUGCAUAUAUAAAUAUCGAUUCAAGAAUUUUAUUCCACUGGAUCGGUACAGCGAAUAUCAUGAUCAAUCGCUGCUCAUUAUUCCUGUCGUGGGGACACGAGUUUUCAUGGAAACGGAUUAUAGCUGGUAUCAAGAUACUUUUGAUGCUGUUCUAAGCAAACAUAGCAAUCUACGAAUGUGUUAGUAACUUUCUGUUAGAGAAUUUUUAAAUUAGCUAAAAAAUCAUUUUUCAAAUUGUGAAAGACUCCUGGCUUCGUAAUUCAAGAAAACGAUUUAUCAAUUUUACCCCCACUACCGAAAUUUAUUUUAUUCAGAAAUAAUAAUAUGAGAGCCUUGGCCUAGCAGACGACAGGGCUAUCUAUGUACUUGUCUCGCGACUCUACCGAAUCUCUUGAUUAGCAUAAGAUUGUUCAUUUAUUAAUAAUCAAAAUAUUAUCAACCCACAGUCUAAUUUAAUAAAACUUGUUUUUGUGUCCAAACCUUUAAUAAAGAUAUUCAAACAACCGCUAACGUGUCAAUACAGAAGAGUUAUGUAGCAUUACUUGGCACA
This is a messenger RNA of Venturia canescens, 1568 nucleotides long. RefSeq lists its product as uncharacterized. NCBI's taxonomy places the organism in Eukaryota, Metazoa, Arthropoda, Insecta, Hymenoptera, Ichneumonidae. The record is from RefSeq and is a predicted model, not a curated record. Bases 346 to 813 code for a protein of 155 amino acids. The transcript is spliced from 5 exons.